Messenger RNA from Galendromus occidentalis (western predatory mite), 1035 nucleotides. Its product is annotated as homeotic protein ultrabithorax. Gene Ontology annotation, cellular component: nucleus. The transcript has 4 exons. The record is from RefSeq and is a predicted model, not a curated record. NCBI's taxonomy places the organism in Eukaryota, Metazoa, Arthropoda, Arachnida, Mesostigmata, Phytoseiidae. Gene Ontology annotation, biological process: anterior/posterior pattern specification; negative regulation of transcription by RNA polymerase II. Gene Ontology annotation, molecular function: DNA-binding transcription factor activity, RNA polymerase II-specific; RNA polymerase II cis-regulatory region sequence-specific DNA binding. The coding region runs from base 142 to 1035 and encodes 297 amino acids.
CUCCAUCCGUGAAUUCGGUACUGAGUCAGUGAAAGUGAUCAUCAAUCAGCGCACCGAUCCCCACGUCGAGACCUCCAAGAGACGAACAGAACCCCAGCUGGCGGAAUAUCCUCCUUGUGCGCUCACUGAGAUCGGGGAAAAAUGAAUGCCUAUUUCGAACCGAGCGCCACCCCCUUGGGCUACUUCGGGAACCAAGCUCAAGUGAACAGCUCGCCAGCGUCCCAAAACGACCAAUAUCGAGGCUUCAAUCUUCUGGUGCCUCCCUACGGAUCCGUAUCUAGCUCGGCCGCCGCCGCCACAAACAGCAAUGGUCUGCCGACGGCUUCUCAGCCAAGCACCCCACAAAAUGGCGUCUCGUCCACCCGGCCGGAGAGCUCUGAACGGAAUUCACCUCCCUAUGAAACCGACAAAAGCUCAUCUUAUGAUUUCAAGACGUCCUCCGCCUCGGCCGCCGCCAUCAAUUCCAGUCUCGGUGGGAGUCUUGAGCAGAAGAAUUUCAUGAAAGAUUUCCGACAGGAUAUCGCCGCGUUGGCCGGAUGGAACCAAUCCGGAGGUAAUCGACUUGGUGGUUUCGAUUCAAACUGGAACAGCGGACAGGCAACGUCUCCUGGCGGGACGAGCGUAGCCGGAGUCACCGGUGGAGGAACGAACCCUAACACAUUCUACCCUUGGAUGGCCAUUGCCGGCCUCAACAGCUAUAUCGCACGCCAACAGGCUGGUUUUCCAGGAUUUUUAGGUGCUUCUGGACUUCGACGUCGCGGCAGACAAACCUACACUCGUUAUCAAACACUGGAACUCGAAAAAGAAUUCCACACGAAUCACUAUCUCACGCGCCGGAGGAGAAUCGAGAUGGCCCACGCGCUCUGUCUGACCGAGAGACAAAUUAAGAUUUGGUUCCAGAACAGGCGCAUGAAACUUAAGAAGGAGAUCCAAGCGAUCAAGGAACUCAACGAGCAAGAACGCCAAGCUCAGGCUGCGAAAGCCGCGUCGAUGGGGAUAAAUGGUGCCGGGGGAUCCGGUCAGGGAACUCCGUAG